UUCUAGCUCUGCAGCGCCAGAUACUCACAGCCAGGCGGCGUCCCGCCCUCCGGAGGGGUGUGACUAGGAGCUAGGAGGAGAGCUUUCUCAACCUUGCUACCUCUGUGUCCCAGCAGCGCCAGGAGCGGCCCCGGGCUUCUUCACAUCUGGCGCGGCUGGACGCAGCAGGGGCCAUGAAUGAGUCCUAUCGCUGCCACGCUUUCACAUGGGUGGAAAUGGGCUCCUCGCCGACGAUGGGCGGUGUGCUCUUCGGCGCCGGGCUGCUGGGCAACCUGCUGGCGCUCGUGCUGCUGGCACGCUCCGGGCUGGGGUCCGGCCGGCAGAGACCACUGCGCCCGCCCUCGGUCUUCUACGUGCUCGUGUGUGGCUUGACUGUCACCGACUUGCUGGGCAAGUGCCUGAUCAGCCCCGUGGUCCUGGCUUCCUACGCGCAAAACCGGAGCCUACAGGAACUGCUGCCGUUCCGGGGCAAUCAGUUAUGUCAAGGCUUCGCCUUCAUCAUGUCCUUCUUUGGGCUAGCCUCGACGUUACAGCUGCUGGCUAUGGCUCUGGAGUGCUGGCUGUCUCUGGGACACCCGUUCUUCUACCAAAGGCACAUCACCCUGCGCCGGGGAGCGCUGGUGGCGCCGGUCGUGGGCGCCUUCUGCUUGGCUCUCUGCUCGCUCCCCUUCGCUGGCUUUGGGAAGUUUGUGCAGUACUGUCCUGGCACCUGGUGCUUCAUCCAGAUGGUCCACAAGAAGCGCUCGCUUUCGGUAGUUGGCUUCUCUGUGCUCUACGCCAGCCUCAUGGCGCUGCUGGUCCUCGCGACCGUGCUGUGCAACCUAGGUGCCAUGCACAACCUCUAUGCCAUGCACCGGCGCCUGUGGCACUACCCUCGCUGCUGCCCCAGGGACCGCGCCCAGCCGGCCUCCGGUUAUAGGCACGGGUCCCUGCAUCCCCUGGAGGAGCUGGACCACCUCGUGCUGCUGGCUCUCAUGACCGUGCUCUUCACCAUGUGUUCCCUGCCUUUAAUUUAUCGUGCUUACUAUGGAGCCUUUCAACUUGUCAGCACAGCUGAAGGAGAUUCAGAAGACCUCCAAGCCUUGCGUUUUCUGUCUGUGAUUUCAAUCGUAGACCCCUGGAUUUUCAUCAUUUUCAGGACUUCAGUAUUCCGGAUGUUAUUCCACAAGAUUUUCAUAAGACCUCUGAUCUACAGAAACUGGCACAGCCAUUCCUGCCAAACUAACAGGGAAUCCACUUUAUGAGGGCUUUGCAUGCUCUGGUAAGCUGAAAAGAUUCCACAUAGUCAGACAAAGAACCAUGAUUGGAAAAACCUUACAAUUUAAAUCCCUAAAAAUGAUCUCCUGUGGGGAGCUGGAGAGAUGGCUUAAGAGCAUGAACUUCUCUUCCAGAGAAAUUUGAGUCCCAGCACCCACAUUAGGGGGCUCACAGCCAUCUGCAACUCUGGCUUUAGGGGAUCUGGAACCUCUGGCUUCCAUGGGCACCUACACUCAUGUGCACACACACACACACACUUAAUAAUAAGAAAAAUAUAUUCGAACUAUCUCCCAUAAUUAGAACAUUUAUUUUCAAAGGUAUGUGAUUUAACAAUGUGUUGUUUCUCUAUAUCGGUAAGCCAUUUUGCUCCAUUUAAAAAGUUUGUGCUAUUAACAGAAACUAAAAUGUGUAUAUUGUAAACAGUGUUAACAAUGUUAUAACAAUGACUAUAAUUGUCCCAACAUUUGUACCUGGUGGCCCUAAAUUUUUAGAUCAGUCUGAAGACCUAUGGGUUUUUAUUUAAAUAUGGUAGCAACAUCACUGUUUGUUUAUAAUUAUGUGGUGGACAUUAUUGAACAAUGUUAGCAAUGGCUCAUACUAUUUUUUUCCAGUAAAACCUAAUUUAUUUUGUAUCAUAAUUGCUGCCUUUUUUGUUUGUUUUUCAAAUGGCCUAAGAAUAAUCUGAAUUAUAGACACUAUUUAGAGGAGUGAGUUGGGAAACCAGAUCAGGUCAGGCAUUUGGGGAGACAAUUUCAAGGUGCUCACUCCCUCAGGUGAAGAUGUGCAACUUCCGUGUAGUCUAAAUGAGGCAAGAUGCAACCACCACCAACAACUCAAAUGGAAAAGGGGAAACUGUUAUCUUUUGAAGUCUGGUCUCUUGUGAUGGAGGCAGGGAUGUCAGUGGGAAUGGAUGUUGAGCCUAAAAUUUUCAGUUCAUGAAACCUUCGUUUAUCACACUGAUGGAUUCUUUGUGGGAAAGGACUUAGGUUUCUUGGGAAAGCAUGGGUCUGUGACUUACCAGAGAGCUGUAUUAUUUACCAGUUUUAGCUGUGUGAACUCACAGGGAACUUACACAGUAACAGGCCCACCCAGGACUCAGCCUCUGUGGGUGAUGGCAGUGACCUUCACACCUGCCGAUUUCUGCUACUUUCUGCUCUUUUUAGAUACAAUGAGAUGUUACCAAGCCUGCCCCCCUCCCCCCGCACCCAGCAGUGCUUGCAGAACCAGAGCAAAGGUGAGUCAGAAAGACCUAGUGGAGUGCUUUAAUUACAGAAGGUAGAGUUCACAUGGGUCAACAACACUAUGGCCAAAAGAGAAAGUGGGGGAGGGGCACCCCUGCUGCAGGACCUGUGGUCCUAGCUGAAGCUCACAGCAAGAGCUUUCAGCAUUUGUAGUAAAGAGAUGGGGGACUGAGAGAGUUGUCCAGUCCCUGAGCUGGUCACUCAGACUCUGAGAUGGUCCCGAGGCCUCCAGCUGGCAGUCCCUUCCAAACGCAGGAGGAGCUCUCUGCUCUCCACCACGGCAGAAAACCCGUUUUCUCACCUUCGGCUUUUCUGAGCUCUCAGAGAUGGUAUUAAUUUAUGUAUUUGUAUAGCCAAACUGUAAAAAAAAAAAAAAAAAAAAAAAAAAAAGCCAAAUCAAGACUAUAGGAAGUAUAAAUUGAGAGUAUGGGGCUGAAGAGAUGGCUUAGCUGUUAAAGGCUAGGCUCACAACCAAAAAUAGAAAAGAGUAUGACGUGAUGAAAAAAAAAAUGCAGUUGGUUUUGGUUUAGCUUUUGUUUCCGUUUAAUGUGAACGAUGUACUUUUUUUCAUUUUGGUCUGAGGAAGUGCAUCUUUAUUGUGGCCUACUUUUAUAAGGUAUGCUAUGGUAAUUGUCCAGCUAAUUCAAUAAGGCUCCAGAUGAAUCAAUAAACUUAAUUUUAUAAUA
Molecule: messenger RNA, 3184 nt
Organism: Meriones unguiculatus (Mongolian gerbil)
Lineage: Eukaryota; Metazoa; Chordata; Mammalia; Rodentia; Muridae
Gene: Ptgdr
Product: prostaglandin D2 receptor
Exons: 2
Coding region: 174-1244 (356 amino acids)
Biological process (GO): inflammatory response; G protein-coupled receptor signaling pathway; positive regulation of cytosolic calcium ion concentration
Cellular component (GO): plasma membrane
Molecular function (GO): prostaglandin D receptor activity
Source: RefSeq, a predicted model, not a curated record